AAGUAAUCUGGUGUCAAACCUGUUUUCGUUUCAUCCCUUGUCAAAAAUUCCAUUCGAACCAUUAGAUUCGUAAAAAAUGGCCGAAAGUGUUACAAUAGUAACACUCAACCAAAUGAUCGAUUUAUCGCUAAAUUGCAACGAGGGCAUUAUCAAUUUCCAAGUCCUCCACACUUUCCUCCAUGUUGUAGUACAACAAAUGAAACUACAUGAUGUCGCAGUUGAAUUUAGAGGACCCGAUAGUGACAAAAUCCAAGCUUUGAUCAGUACUGUAAAACCUGGAUCGACACAUCUCCUCCCAAAAUAUAACGUAGUGCCUGAAGAAAGCGGCAAAUUAAAGAAGAAAAAUGGAGGUCAAAAGAAGAAAGCGAGUCUACAAGAUGUUAUAAUAGAGAAAGAGCGCCAGAAGCUUGAGGAGAAGAAAGAGAAAGAAAUCCGCGUUAUUGAAAGACGAAAAGAUUCAAAGGAAGAUCCAGAUUUAAAUCCCCUUCCAUUAAAAUCGCCCCCAGGUAGUCUUCUGGGAGUUACACCAGCCGAUCUCCAGACAGUUGUCGUUGUUGAAUCCCAAUCAACUCUCCCACAAUACACAGUCGCUCUCACUAAAAACACUUUCGACAACCUCCAACGCGACUUGGACACUCUCAAACUCCAACUCAAAGAACUGACCGAACUACCAGCAAAUAUGGGCUUAAUUGAAGCUACAAGAUCACAGUCAAGCCCUAUUUUGGACAUGUUCCAAAUCCUCCACUUGACCAAACGUAUGGAUGCCAACGAAACAGCCCUCGAGAAGAUCGGAUCCUUAAUCGAAGACUUGGUCAAGAGUGACAAAGGCCAGAUUCCAACCACCAUCAUCGAGAAAAUCCAAGAAGUGAGAGCCUCAGUUGACGAAAACCAAAAAUACCCCACGGAACGGCGAAGAAGCUCCUUGAGCGAAGUCGAAGCCAGACUAACAAAUCUGGAAAAUGUCGUCAACAAUUUAAACGAAAAUGUGACGGCUAUUGCAACCGGAGUAGGCGAAUACAAGCCCCAAGAAGCAAUUCUUGAAAAAAUCCAAUCACCCGAACCCAGCCUGAAACACUCGGACAACGCCAGUAUUACCAAAACUGAAACCAGUGUUGUGAAAACUGAAGGAAGUGUUGCCCCUGAAGGCUCAUCAGUUAAGACACCAUCGCGGAAGAGCACAAUCAAGAGUCAAGCCGAACCAGUGAAGAUCAUGGCGCCACAAGUGGUGUAUCAGAGCCAAAUUCAAGAUGUCGACUUGGGUGAAAUGCCACCGAACCAAGCCCUUCAACUGAUCCAAGAAGAGUUUCAAAAUUUGAAAAACUGGAUGACUGAAAGUAUCCAAGAAGUGGAUAAAUUAAAAGCUUUCGCACCUCCGGCUGCUGGCGAAGUGGAUUCACGAGUCGUAGAAAGUAAAUUUAACGAAUGUAGUAAGAAAAUCGCAGAAUUGAAUAACUUGUACAACACUCAAAUCAAACUCCUCAACGAACAGUUUAAUAGUGUCCAAAGCGAAAUGAAUGAAGUUGCCACAAAGCUUGACAUUAUACUCCCUGGAGGUGACUCGACCGGGAUUAGUGCCGAAACAACCAUGGAUUUGGCAAAUAAACUCACUCUGCUUGAGAAGGAAAUGAUUGCAAUAUCGGAAAAAGCCGAAGAGUUGCAACAAGAGAAAGAACAGCGUGACAAGCAAACCGAGACAAUUAUGGAACAAAUCGACAUUUUGAAAAUCGUCAAAGCCAAUCGUGAAGAUUUGGAGGACGCUUUGGGUGAAAAAGCCGACGCUUGCAUGAUUAAUAGAAAAGUGUCUCAUGACCAGUUCGAUGCUGCUUGUGACGACUUGUACAGAGGCAUCGAAGAAGCUUUAUCUAAACUAGAGGAACAAGAGGAAAUGUGGCACCAAGCCUUAGAUUCCAUCCAGAGAGAGGUUGGCAACAAGCUUGACAAAAUGGAAGUCGAUCCAUUACGUGAUUUCGUCAAUAGUAAACUAAAAGCACUACAAGAGAAGUUCAAGUCUCUGAGUGCACUUAAACGCGAGCAAGAAGCUGCAGGAACAAAGACUAGAUUCUUGCGAAACGUCAAUUGUAUUUCUUGUGAUAAGGAUGUGAUAAUGAGGAAGGAAAUGGAUGUGUCUUUGAAACCCAAAGCUUAUGCCAUGCCUGCUAAUAGAAAUAUGGCACCAUAUUUGGCUUAUGAAUUAGACCAGUUGAGGAAGCAGCAAAAAUGUGUCCCCAAUAGCAAAAACUUGAACUUUAUUGAAAGUGCAUUGAAGACGCGAGGAAACAAAGAGAAGAAUCAUUUGUGUAACCGGUAUUGUGGAGGGAGUCAUACUGUGACUACUCCGCAACAGAGGGUUACAAGACUUGGACAUUUCUUGGAACAGUGGGGACCUGAAAUAGCCCCAUUGCAAGAUGAGUACAUUCGAGGGAAUGACAAUCAUAUGUACAAAGCUCGUGAUGAGACAGUGUUUACGAAAAAAGGAAGUAAAGUAGAAAGUGGGCCUAAAGGAAAUUUAAGGCCAAGCACCGGAGGGGCACCCAUGAUGGAGCAAGAAGUACCCCAGCAAGGAAGAAACACUUUCGUAAGUGCUGAGGCUCAUAAGAUUGUGAGCAAAGAAGCCGAAGAAGCCGCAAAUAAAAAAACGCAUAAUAUUGGAGCCACGCAUAUCGAAGAGGUCAAUCAAGCUCCACAACAGGACACACGGACGUCGACUGACCAACGAGGGUCUCAUUUACAAGUCAAAAUCUCUAUUAUAGAGGAACCAGUACUUGAGCAGAAAUUGUCACAAAAAGGCUCACAGGUGGGGAAAUCUGUGUCUCAACUUUCAAAUGAACAACAAAGGAAAUCACAGAGUGCAGAAGUGAAAACUUCACAACUUUCAACUGAACAACAAAGAAAAUCACAAAGUCAGUCUGUGACUGCAGAAGGCAAAACUUCACAACUUUCUAAUGAACAACAAAGAAAAUCACAAAGUCAAUCUGUGACUGCAGAAGGGAAAACUUCGCAACUUUCAAAUGAACAACAAAGAUCACAAAGUGCUAGCGUGGCACAGAAAGGGUCAGCAGAAGCUGCAGAAAAAGGACAAGAGUAAUUUUGAAAGUCUAAUGGUUUAAAUUCUAGUCAAUUCAUCUCAUUGUGAGCGACUUAAAUGAAAUAAAAAAAAUUUAGUAUCCCUUUCUUACUAUA
Molecule: messenger RNA, 3180 nt
Organism: Tribolium madens (black flour beetle)
Lineage: Eukaryota; Metazoa; Arthropoda; Insecta; Coleoptera; Tenebrionidae
Exons: 13
Coding region: 77-3085 (1002 amino acids)
Source: RefSeq, a predicted model, not a curated record